Molecule: messenger RNA, 1115 nt
Organism: Xiphias gladius (swordfish)
Lineage: Eukaryota; Metazoa; Chordata; Actinopteri; Istiophoriformes; Xiphiidae
Product: homeodomain-interacting protein kinase 2-like
Exons: 7
Biological process (GO): peptidyl-threonine phosphorylation; smoothened signaling pathway; peptidyl-serine phosphorylation
Cellular component (GO): cytoplasm; nucleus; PML body
Molecular function (GO): protein tyrosine kinase activity; transcription corepressor activity; protein serine/threonine kinase activity
Source: RefSeq, a predicted model, not a curated record
AUGGCCGGAACAGAACCACCUGAUGUCACAGCUGAAACCGGAGGUGCAUAUGAAGAGGAUCUGGAACAUGACUUUCCGGUAUUCCCAGGCACCCUCCUCGGGUCCGACCACAGGAUACUGGACUUCCUCGGUGAAGGUGGCUUUGGCUACGUUGCCAAAUGCAAGAACACUCGAACCAAGAUAUCAGUGGCGGUUAAAAUAUGCAAAAACCACCCCACAGUCAUCCGGCAGGCCCAGGAAGAGCUGGCAGUCCUGACGAGCCUGCAGACUCUAGAUCCAGACGAAUCCGGCAUUGUUAGAUGGCUUGGCUCCUUCUUUCAUGAGGAGCGUAUAUGCUUGGAAUUCGAACUUCUGGACCAGAGUCUCUUUGACUUCAUGGAGCAGAGACGUAACAAGCCUCUGCCAAUGAAGGAACUCCGGCCAGUUGUGCGCCAGUUAACCACAGCGUUAGCACAUCUGGAGUCAGCUGGCAUCAUACAUGCUGACAUAAAGCCGGAGAACAUCAUGGUCGUGGACCGGCGGCAGCUGCCCCUGAAAGUCAAACUCAUAGACUUUGGUAUGGCCAGCCACGUGGCCGCUGUCGCGCCGGGCUCCUGUGUGCCGAGUCUCUGGUACAGGGCUCCAGAAGUCACACUGGGCCUGACCGUCUCAGAGGCCCUCGACGUCUGGUCUCUGGGUCUUGUGACGGCUGAACUGGCUCUGGGCAAUCCUCUGUAUCCCGCUGAGCACGAGUACGACCUGAUGAGAUUCAUUGUCGAGACGCAGGGUCAGCCAGCAGAUUAUCUGCUCGACAGUGGAUCGAAAAGCACACGCUUCUUCCGCAAAAACGCUGAGCAACCGUGUGCGAAUCCCUGGAGACUUAAGUCUUCGGAGGAGUUUUCCACUGAGACUGGGUAUCGUAGUGAGGAAACCAGAUUCUUCACUCUCAGCUCUUUGGAUGACAUUGAGCAUGUGGGCGCUCAGCUGAUGCCGAGAGACACAGAGGGGCGACGGGAGCUGCGCGAACUGACAGAGCUGGUACAGAAGAUGCUACAGCUCAGCGCUGGCGAGCGCAUCAAACCCGCUCAGGUGCUGCAGCAUCCGUUUUUCUGUGCUGACCUGCUCAGUGACGGCAG